Durotheca rogersii is the source of this 2357-nucleotide messenger RNA. RefSeq lists its product as uncharacterized. The transcript has a single exon. The coding region runs from base 614 to 1993 and encodes 459 amino acids. NCBI's taxonomy places the organism in Eukaryota, Fungi, Ascomycota, Sordariomycetes, Xylariales, Xylariaceae. The record is from RefSeq and is a predicted model, not a curated record.
CGGAGGUAUAUUUCUAUAUAGGGUCUUGUUUCUGGUUCUCGACUCGCCCUUCUACAAGCAUUAUGGCUAACGAGAUUCAUCCUGUAGGACGAUCGCUUGUUUCUAUAGAGCUCCGCGUACGUCUGCCAGACCCAUACGUCAUUACACUGGUAUUGCGGCGUGAAUCCGACGCUCAAAUAUACUUGGGCAAUCUUCUUACGUCAGGGUCAUAAUAACCGAAGGCCGUCUUGAUGAGGACGAGCUAGAUGAACUCACCGCCGGUUGACCGACGUUCUGUACCAUUACAGACGACGGGACAGGAUCAAUGAAUGGAUUGCAGUCCGAGGACGGGAUGAAAAGUAACGAUGACUUACGCUGCCCAGGGGUCACUAAUUGCCUUGUGACAAAGAAGCCAGGCCCUGUUAGCACCUUUACAACGCAUUGUUGGGGGUCUUAUCGAAUGCCUUUGUCCCGGCUCCUGAAUCACUCUUUGAAGAGAGAACAGCAGAGCAGAGACCCCAGUUGCUAAGUAGUAGUUGGAUAUAUUAACCCACGGAGCGCACGCUCGUGUAUCUCUUAAUACCGGGUUAUCAAAGCAUUGUGUUCAUAACACCACUGAGGUGUGACCUCCAUCAUGGCCGCCGAAACGCUUCCCGAAAUGCUUCCCGAAUUUGAGCAUAACGGGCUGUCGUGGAACGCGCUGCUGAAGCUGCCGAGAGAUAACCAUGCCACGUCGGCGAUAACCUAUGGGAUCGAGCUGCAGUUCUUAGUUCCGAUUCUCUCGCAGAAUCAGCCAGACCCGCAUCCCAAUGACCGGAGGCCGGUUAUUAGAGCAAAAGAGGACGCGAUUGAAUCCGAUGUCUUUGAUCUGGUGAGCGAUAGAAUUCUGAAUAUCAUACGGAGUGGCACUAGGGUUCCGGCGUGGACCCAUCCCGGCCCCCCCUAUCCAGGGCCGGAGGUUAUCGCGACGUUGGACCCAGAGUCCCAGGCUGUAGCCAGGAUGCCAGCGUAUUCCCAGUGGGUGGCUGAGAUAGAUCAGAGUCUAGUACCCCCGUACAAUCUCUAUCCGAUGUACUCGUGGGUUGGGGUCAAAGUAAAGUCUAGUAAGCGAAACACGAGCUGGGAUAACCACUUCGAUCAGGUCGGCAAAGUCAUCGUCGCCUUACGCGAUACGCUCCGCAUGCGUCUCGGGCCCACGACGUCCCUCAUGGUGCACGUCGGUUUCGCGGCGUGGGACAUCUCGACGCUGGAAAUAGGGCCCGAGUUCCUGCGCGUCUUCUGCACGCUGUGGUGGUUCAUCGAGCCGCAGGUCCAGUGCCUGGCGGACCGAUCGCGCCACACGCACUCCGAGUGCCAGCUCUUGACCCAGCGAUCGCGUCUGCAUAGGACACCGCAGGCGGAACUCGUCGAGGAGCUGACGAAGAACGGCAGCUAUGACGGCACCUGGAAGCUGUUUUAUGACCGGGUGAGCGCGCUCGUCCCGCAAGCGCUGAUCCCACGCCGGUUGUCUGACGAGCUCGAGGCUAUCUGGUCAGCCGAGGACGCCAAGGCUAUCGCGCAGAUGAUGGCGGUACCGGUAGUCAUCGGCAUCGUUAUGGAGGAGACAGGCGCCGUGGCGCCGUUCUCUACCUGGGGCCGGGGCAGCGUCGGGUUCCAGGGCUUCUGCCAGGGGGCGUGGCCCGAGAGCGUGAAGGGGAACAACGACGGAGAAACGGGGACGAUCGAGUUCCGGAGCAUGGAGGGCACGCUCGACCCCCUCCUCAUCGUCAACUGGCUCGCGGUGGUGAUCAGGCUGGUGGACUUCGCGCGCAGGGGGAACCACGACGACAUCAGGGCCAUCAUCCACAAGGCGCUGGGGAUGUACAGCGUGGUGGAUCUCCUCAAGGACCUCGACUUGGCCGAGCAGGCGACCUAUUUCACCAGCAAACUGAUGGAGCAGGAGAGCAAGGACUUGACCCAGGAAGCGAUGGAUACUCUCUUCGUUCCACCCUACUUCAUCCCACCCACUUGGUGAGCGGCCUUGCCUGGCCUGCCUACGUACAUACCUAGGUCUUUCUCGUCUGACAGUCAGACUUCGGAAUGGGUCGGUACCCCAAGGGUGGCCGGGCGAAAUAGACGGAUGCAUGGGCAAACAGACGUAAGAGAAGGGAGAACAGAAUAAAAUACCACCCUCGCCUUGCCGAGUUGUUGUCCGAGCGGGGCAAAGUGAAUCAGGGGACGAUUUGCUCAUUGCUCACGGGACGGAUUCUGUAACGCUCUCGGCUGGUUCUAGCCUCCGGCGAGAAACGUGAUAAAAGUUAUGAUGGAUAACGACAUAUUUGUACCUGUUUAUUUUGUAAAUUCCGCGUAAUGUUCAAGUAAUGUUCGAGCAGUGUUAC